AUGCAAGCUUUGAUAACGCUGCUCACCAUAUUUAUCUCCACAGUUAGUGCCCACAGCUGGAUCGAGCAGCUGAUGGUGAUUGCUCCAAAUGGUACCUUCGUUGGAAAACCCGGGUAUCCGCGUGGCUUCGUUCCUAGAGAUGCAAAGGGAUUCAGUGACACCGAUAUGACCUACCUGAUUCCCCCAAAUAAUCAGGGAAAUAACGAUAUCCUCCCUACGACCCCCAUAUGUUCGAGUAGUCAACGGACUCGGAAUCAGACAGCAGGCUACCCAAGGCUCCAGGCGCCUCCCGGGGCUGCCGUCGCACUUCGAUAUCAGGAGAACGGCCAUGUCACCCUCCCGCAGAAUCAAAUUGGAAAACCACCGAACAGAGGCACUGUCUAUGUCUACGGCACGACAGACCCGCGCGAGAACGAUACUCUCCUUGCCAUUCACAAGGUGUGGAACGAAAAUGGAUAUUGCAUUGCCGUCCGAUGUGCCGACUGGCAGGCCCUAUACCCUAUACUGGGUUUGGGAUUGGCCCAGCUGCCUUCUUGGAAUCGAACAGGACUGAAUGAGACUUAUACAACCUGCAUGGAUAUCGACAUCACGGAGAGCGUUGGCGCCGAAACUUACACGAAGAAUGGCUACAUUGAGAGCCAGCCCCUCAACAAUGCCGCAAUUCCAUCGGAGUUCGCUGAGCUUGUAAAUUCUCGCAACGGAUCCCCAUCCCCCACGGCUUCUCCUGUCGGACCUGCAACGACGUCUGCAUCUCCAGUGUCUUCGACGACCCCAUGUCCAUGUGCAAAAUCGCCAAACCCUUCUACUGUCACCGUCACUACCACGCUGUACGAAGUUUUAAUGCCGCAAAUGGAGAUCGAACUCGUAUGGCCUACUCAAGGUUUGACGAGUACCUAUCCGCAACCACCAUUGACACUUGUCGCUCGUACUCAAACGGCUUCGACACACCGCUGUGAGAAGACUGCUGUCUCGCAGCAAGUACGGGAUGCCUCUGACAAGGGAAUCGGCAUUCCGUACUGA
Messenger RNA from Rasamsonia emersonii CBS 393.64, 1020 nucleotides. RefSeq lists its product as uncharacterized. Bases 1 to 1020 code for a protein of 339 amino acids. The record is from RefSeq and is a predicted model, not a curated record. NCBI's taxonomy places the organism in Eukaryota, Fungi, Ascomycota, Eurotiomycetes, Eurotiales, Trichocomaceae. The transcript is spliced from 2 exons.